Messenger RNA from Parnassius apollo (apollo), 5934 nucleotides. The record is from the annotation of a GenBank genome assembly. Lineage: Eukaryota; Metazoa; Arthropoda; Insecta; Lepidoptera; Papilionidae.
AUGUUGGAAGAAAGAGUUCCGUUUUUAGAAAUAAAUGAAAAUAUAAACAAUAGAAGACGCGGGUAUUUACUAAACAACAGUUUGAAUGUAGAUAGCGGCCCAAUUGGUUUAACGCAUAUACACAGCGGGUCAACAACCGCUGUAAGCGAGGUCAAUGAACUGGCUCGCGCUGAUAAGGACGUACCUGUCCCAUUCUCACGCGAUAUUCCUGUCUCGGUCGCACCACUAACUGUACAUCGCUGCGAGGCAAGUUCUCCAGUGAACAGCGGGUCGCAAGUGGAGGCCCUCACCGUGGUUUCGACGAAUCGGUUCGGUUUACAAGUUUUCCAUGGCAGGCAUUUGACAGCAUUUGGCAUCCGUAGCAAAAGAAGAUUUUAUUUAACGAUACAGCAUAGGAACAUUGACUUACAUAGGAAAGAUAGCAACAUGUUUCCAAAGCAGAGGUUUGUCAGUAACACCUCUGGGUUUGGUGCCUUUGAACAACAACGAGCACCAACUGGAACGGGCCACAUCAAGUGUGAACCCGUUGUUGGCACAGAUGUUGUGGUCAAGUCUGGUUCAUCGAAAAUUAUCAAUGUAAAGAAGCAUUGCAUCACUUGCAUGACGGAGUAUGAAGGCAAGUCACUAGAAGAGUUAAGGCUGGAGGACUACACUGCUGGACGCAAGGGUCCUACUUCUGGGGGCAUGUUCACCGGCUUCCAACAGGCCACUGAGAACAAACCACUGUUCGGAGGCACCAACAAAUUCUCAUUCGGUGGCAACACACAAAACCCAACAACGUCUACAGACCUCUUUGGUAACAAAUUCGCCUUUGGAGCCACAAGCAUUACUGAUGCCUUCAAACAACAACGAGCACCGACUGGAACGGGCCGCAUCAAGUAUGAACCCGUCGUUGGCACAGAUGUUGUAGUCAAGUCUGGUUCAUCGAACAUUAUCAAUGUGAAGAAGCAUUGCAUCACUUGCAUGACGGAGUAUGAAGGCAAGUCACUAGAAGAGUUAAGGCUGGAGGACUACACUGCUGGACGCAAGGGUUCUACUACUGGGGGCAUGUUCACCGGCUUCCAACAGGCCACUGAGAACAAACCACUGUUCGGAGGCACCAACAAAUUCUCAUUCGGUGGCAACACACAAAACCCAACAACGUCUACAGACCUCUUUGGUAACAAAUUCGCCUUUGGAGCCACAAGCACUACUGGCACCGGUAUCUUUACCUUCGGCACCGCCACGCCUAGCUUUGAUGGGUUCGGUACCAACACACAGAACCAACAAAGCACUGAUCUAUUCGGUGCGAAGUCGGCUACCACUGGCUUCGGAAGCACUCCGGCCAGUAGUAGCUUCGAAACUGGGCUGUUCAACGCUAAACCGCAGCAAACUCUUGCACCUACCGUCGGGUCCACUGCACCGUCAGCACCCGGGACCUCAUGCACUGGUGGCACGCCCAACGAUCUACCGCCCCUCAGCUUCCACACGGUGCACGGAAAGAACGUAAGGAUCUCGCGAGAGGAAAACAAAGCGCGCCGUGUUGAAUGGCACAACGAAGGAGUCACGUUCAGCGCUAGGCCAGUUAGGGUUAAUGAAAAAAAUGAAAUACCUACGACUUCAACUUCCAUACAAUUCACUGAAAAGGAACAGUUCAUUUUAUCUCCCAAGCCUAACGAUAAUAUUGAAAAUAAAGAUUUAUCUAAUGCUAGUGAAGACUUUUGCUCAGAUGAUAGUGUGAAGGAUCCUGACUAUGUAGAAAUCGAUACACCCUUUUCUACAAAGAGGUCUCUUUUGAAAAAUAAAAACCGAGAAGUUUUUAAAAAUUUGUUGAGUGGAGUAGAUUUAAAUGAAAAACAAUAUGACAAUUUUAGUAACGAUGUUUCUACCAUAAACCAAACAAGUUCACCUAUACCUAUGCCGAUAGCCCCCAUGCAAACAGAAUCUAGUAGCAGCUCAAGCGAUGGAUCUGGUUCAUCCAGCUCAAGCGAUGGAUCUAGUUCCUCAGAUUCCGAGAGUUCAUCAGACGAUCAAUUGAAUAAUGAACGUUUAACAGCAGUGGUUCAGUCUAGGGUAGACAAUAACAUAUUUCGUACAAGAGCUACCAGCAUCGAAGAAGAUAUUUCUCGCAAUGAUUCGAUUGAGCCAGAAGCUUCAACUUCACGUUAUACACCUCCAACUUCUUUAGAACUUACUGUUGAUACCAAUUCUACAUAUCUUGGUUGUAACGAUAAUAUCAGCUCAAAUAAAGGACGGAAAAGAAAAUCUACACCCAAUAACUGGUUGCGUAACAAGGCAAAAAAUCCUAAGAAACUCUGGGCGUUGGCUUCAUCGAUAGGCAAAAAUUUUUCUAAGAAUAUGGACAAAGAAACGUUAAAGCUAGGAGACGUCAAAAUUUUAAAGGUGGAAUCUAAUGACUCUAAUUACUGUUUUUCCUAUAAAACAUCGUACGAGGACACAGAGUUUAAAACAGUCAUGAUAGAUAAAAUUGACGACGCAUCAAUGGAUGUUAAUGUGGAUGACGAUGAGAUACAAAAAGUAAUACGCCAACUGAAAGAACUAGAAAAAUACAGACCUGAGCCCCAACCAGAGACAGUGAUAAUUUCAGACUCAGACUCGAGUGUGACAGAACAUGAAGAAUUGUUCGAAGAAAAUUACCCUGUACCAUCGGUGUGCGUACGUUUCAUCGAAAUCUCCGACUUAUGGCUUGGCGUUAUUCGUUUCGGAUUCACCAACCACGACCCCUCGACAUUAGCUCGCGAGUUACUCAGAACCGCUUGUCCAAAUCUCACCGACAAAGCCGGCAGCUGGGCCAAGGAGUUGGAUGAACAAUACUGCGAGGAAGAUAAUAUACUCUCUUACUAUGUAAAUUCUGUGGGAGACGUUAUUUUCGGAAUAAACGGAGAAGAUAAGGGACUGUUCUUCUCUGGAGUGGAUACAACGAGUUCUCUAUGGGCGUUAAUAGACUUAUAUGGCAAAUGUACGGCUGUCCAAUUCCUAGAUCCAAGAGCACCGAAUCAUAUGAGAAGGUCCACGCAAAGUCCGUUAGUAGAUGAUGACAUACCCAUCGGUGGGAUGCGAUCUCUAAGCGUAGAAGAAGAGUUACCUCCACCGAGAUACCAAAACCCAUUAGCUCCACUCAGCUUACACUGGACCAAAGGAAGGAAUGUUCAUUUCGUGAACGAAAAGGGCGUAGCAGCCAGGAUAGAAAAUGAAUUCUGUCAGGGAUACGUUUUCACAGCGCGUCCGAUUCAUCCCGGACAAACGAUCGUGGUCCAGAUCUUAGCGACCGAUUCCGAAUUUGCUGGGAGUCUAGCCAUAGGUCUGACGUCAUGCGAUCCAGCUACCCUAGGACCCUGCGACUUGCCAGAUGACGCUGAAAAGUUACUGGACCGCCCUGAAUACUGGGUUAUUAGGAGACACGUUGCCAACGGUCUUCAAAGAGGAGACGAGUUGGCAGUAACACUAACUGUGGACGGUGAAGUGCGCGUGAGCAAGAAUUGGUCCGAUCCUGUUACUGAUAUGCACGUAGACCAUACUCAAAGGCUUUGGGCCUUCGUGGAUUUAUAUGGAGAGACUCAGAAGAUCAGAAUGCUGAGCUCUCAUACAUUCCCAGCUCAGAUACCCCCUCAGCAAUUGCGGAUGUUGGCUGGUUCAGCAGCUCCAAUUACGACAAGUGCAGGUGGAAGUGUGCCCGUCGUCAGUCUUUCCUCACAAACCAAUGGACGGAAUUUGUCGAAUAAUCAACAGGGAUCGACUUUAGCCAGCGCACAUUAUAUUGAGCCGAUUCAAGCAUCAUCGCAGCUAUGCGUGGCCGGAUACCAGCCGAUCCCACCACAACCCGAGGAGGAGGAGGAGAGGAAGGUCUCCGCACCCGGGACCUCAUCCACUGGUGACACGCCCAACGAUCUGCCGCCCCUCAGCUUCCACAGGGUGCACUCAAAGAACAUGACGAUCUCGCAAGAUGGCUUCACAGCUCACCGCGAUAAGUCCCUCAUGAUUGGAGUCGCGUUCAGCGCUAGGCCAGUUAGGGUUAAUGAAAAAGUGUGCGUACGUUUAGUCGAAAUGACCAACAGAUUGUUUGGAGGCAUUCGUUUCGGAUUCACCACGCACGAGGAUCCCACGACAUUAGCACUCGCGUUAUCCAAUACCCCUCUUAUAGAUUACACCGACAAACCCGGCUACUGGGUCCGGGAGUUGUUACAACAAUUCAUCGAGCUAGAUAACAUACUCUCUUACUAUGUAAAUUCAGCGGGAGACGUUAUUUUCGGAAUAAACGGAGAAGAUAAGGGACUGUUAUUUUCUGGAGUGGAUACAAGGAGUCCUCUAUGGGCGUUAAUAGACUUAUAUGGCAACUGUACGGCUGUCCAAUUUGCAGAUCCAAGAGCACUGAAUCAAAUGGGAAGGUCCACGCAAAGCACAUUAGUAGAAGAUUACAGACUCAUAGCACCCGAGACCUCAUGCACUGGUGGCACGCCCAACGAUCUACCGCCCCUCAGCUUCCACGAGGUGCACGGACCCAACGUGAGGAUUUCGCAAGAUGGGUCCACAGCGCGCUGUGUUCAUAGCGGCUAUGGAGUCUCAUUCAGCGCUAGACCAGUUAAGGUUAAUGAAAAAGUGUGCGUACGUUUCGUCGAAAUCAUCACACGCUUCAAGGUCAUUGGUUUUGGAUUCACCACCCACGACCCCACGACAUUUCCUUACCAAAGCACUUAUUCAUUUAACACUGACAGACCCGGCUACUGGGUAGAGCAGUUGUGGAAAGAGUUUUACGAGGUGGAUAAUAUAUUCUAUUACUAUGUAGAUUCAAGGGGAGUCAUUCAUUUCGGGAUAAACGGAGAAGAUAAGGGACUGUUCUUCUCUGGAGUGGACACGAGGAGUCCUCUAUGGGCGCUUAUAGACUUAUAUGGCGACUCAUGUUAUGGUUGUUCGACCGUCCAAUUUGCAGAUCCAAGAGCACCGAAUCAAAUGAGGAGGUCCACGCAAAGACCAUUAUUAGAUGAUGACAAACUGUUAUCUAUAACUGUAGAAGAAGAAGCGUUGCCUACACCCAGAUUCCAAAACCCAUUAGUUCCACUCAGCUUACACCGGACGAAAGGAAGGAACGUUCGCUUCGGGAACGAUAGAGGCAUAGCGGCCAGGAUAGCAGAGGAAUCCUGUCAGGGAUACGUUUUCACAGCGCGUCCGGUGCAUCCCGGACAGACAAUCGUGGUCCAGAUCUUAGCGACCGAGUCCGAAUUUGAUGAGAGUCUGGCCAUAGGUCUGACGUCAUGCGAUCCAGCUACCCUAAGACCCCGUGACUUGCCAGAUGACUCUGAACAGUUACUAGACCGACCUGAAUACUGGGUUUUUAGAAGAGACUCUGCCAACGACCUGGGAAGAGGAGACGAGUUAGCUGUAACCCUAACCGUAAACGGUGAAGUGCGUGUGAGCAGGAACGGGACCGAUCCUGUAACUGUUAUGCACGUAGACCACACUCAGAGGCUUUGGGCCUUUGUGGAUAUAUAUGGGCGGACUAAGAAGGUCAAAAUGCUAAUCUCCCAGAUCCUCCCAGCUCAGACUCCCCCUCAGCAGGUGUUGGCUGAAUCAGCAGCUCCAAUUGCGACAGCUGCAGCUGGGACUGUGCUCGACGUCAGCCUUCUCCCACAAACUAAUGGACAGAAUUUGUCAAAUCAUCAACAGGGAUUGUCUUUGGCUAGCGCACAUGAUAUUGAGCCGAUUCAAGCAUCGUCGCAGCCGACCCCACCACAAACCGAGGAGAAGGAGGAAGUCUCCGAUGACUCUGGAGAAUGCACAAUUUGCUAUGAAAACCCAGUAGACAGUGUAUUAUAUACGUGUGGACAUAUGUGCAUGUGCUACAGUUGCGCCGUGCAGGUGUGGAGGGAUAAGGGUAACGGUCAGUGCCCGCUGUGCAGGAAGGAAAUUAUAGACGUUAUUCGAACGUACAAGUCCUAG